UCCAACAGCUGUCCCACGUAUUUUGCAAUGGAGAACGACUACGUCUAUGCCCGAGAUGAGGAAGUUGAACAAUUAUUUUUUCCAGAGCAAAGAGUCAGUUCAGUUGCGGGCGCUACGUCCGAGUGAAGAGGAAAUGAGACAAUCAUAUUGGAGUUGGCCACAGGAUCGCCCUGCUGUUGUCUCGGCAGAGUCAAUUCCUUCUUCAUGUGCUGAUCUUGAUGAGUUGAACAAGCUGGUAAGCUUGUUGAGGUCCGAGUUGUUUCAAGUAAAGCGAGAAAAUGACGUCCUUGAGUUAAAGGUCAUACGGAUGGAAAAAACUUUUGGACCACUGUUUAGGUCCUCAGUUUGAGCAGGAAGUAAGGAGGGACCUAGCUUUACUGAAAGAGAGGACGAAUCGUUGUGCCAUCUCACAUCUAUUUAAGGGAUCUGACGAAAUGGAUGAUAGUGAAUGGGAUGAAGGGCCAAGUAACAGAUAUGAGGGAGAGGAAAAGGACGAGGAGGGAAUUGAAGGGGGUGAAGUGCAAAGAAAACCAAGUGAGGUAGAGGAAGCGCAAAGGAAAAGAAAAGAGGGAGAGCAAGUGAAAAUAAAAAGCAGCAAGGGAGAGGAAGCGCAAAGAAAGAGCAGUGAGGGAGAGGAAGUGAA
This is a messenger RNA of Prunus avium (sweet cherry), 643 nucleotides long. NCBI's taxonomy places the organism in Eukaryota, Viridiplantae, Streptophyta, Magnoliopsida, Rosales, Rosaceae. The record is from RefSeq and is a predicted model, not a curated record.